Messenger RNA from Pungitius pungitius (ninespine stickleback), 1989 nucleotides. It is a transcript of the gene gabrr3a, whose product is annotated as gamma-aminobutyric acid type A receptor subunit rho3a. The coding region runs from base 219 to 1739 and encodes 506 amino acids. Gene Ontology annotation, biological process: signal transduction; chloride transmembrane transport; nervous system process. Gene Ontology annotation, molecular function: neurotransmitter receptor activity; chloride channel activity; GABA-A receptor activity. The transcript has 9 exons. NCBI's taxonomy places the organism in Eukaryota, Metazoa, Chordata, Actinopteri, Perciformes, Gasterosteidae. Gene Ontology annotation, cellular component: GABA-A receptor complex; neuron projection; plasma membrane. The record is from RefSeq and is a predicted model, not a curated record.
GAGGGUGGGGACAGCGGGGACUCGGAGCAAAGCGUCGUCCCGAGACGCGAGCAGAGGGAUGGAACACAGGAAACCAAACUCAACCAGGAUGAUGCCUCUGCGCUGGAGCUGAGCACCGACUGAGGUUUUUUUGCCAUGUCAGAGGAGAUGAAAACAUCUGGAUGGUGCACAAGUAGCCGGGCGCGUGCGUGGUGGUGCACAAUGAGUGCCGCCGGGACAUGGACGUGCCAGUAGAGGACGGGGACCGCUGUGGAGCAUCCCCCGGGGUUGAGACACUGAGGCAUUGGGAGGAACGUUUCGGGUUCCUCUGGUCUUUGCGAAGCCCCGGCCUAACCAUGAGAGUGGCCCUCCUGGCCUUCAGACUGGUGUGCCUGGCCUGGCUGUGGCCCGUCAGCAGCCACUAUCCGAACAAGAGGAGGCACAAGGAGCAGUACGGGGAGAACACCAAACAGAAGCACGGAGGACGAGUGGAUCUUAAGAUGAAAAAGCUGGACAGCACCAAGUCUCUGCUUAUUAAGUCUGAGCAGCUGCUUCGGAUUGAAGACCACGACUUUGCAAUGAGGCCAGGAUUCGGAGGUUCGGCUAUUCCUGUGGGCAUCGACGUGCAGGUGGAGAGCAUCGACAGCAUAUCUGAAGUAAACAUGGACUUCACCAUGACUUUGUACCUGAGGCACUACUGGCAGGACGACCGGCUGGCCUUCCCCUCCAGCAGCAACAAGAGUCGCACCUUCGACGCACGUCUGGUGAAAAAGAUUUGGGUUCCCGAUGUGUUCUUUGUCCACUCGAAGCGUUCCUUCAUCCACGACACGACCAUGGAGAACAUCAUGCUGAGGGUUUUUCCCGACGGCAAUAUCCUCUACAGUGUUAGGAUCACUGUGACGGCGCUUUGCUCCAUGGACUUCAGUAGUUUCCCUCUGGACACACAGAAUUGCUCUCUGGAGCUGGAGAGCUAUGCUUACAAUGAAAACGACCUAAUGCUCUACUGGAAGAACGGCAACGAUUCAUUAAGGACCGACGAGAUUGUGCUCUCUCAGUUUUUUGUUGAAGACUUCCAGCCUUCCUUCGGUCUUGCCUUCUACAGCAGCACCGGCUGGUACAAUCGGCUCUACAUUAACUUCCUCCUCCGGAGGCAUAUCUUCUUCUUCAUGCUUCAGACGUACUUUCCCACCAUGCUGAUGGUGAUGCUGUCCUGGGUGUCUUUCUGGAUAGACAGGAGGGCCGUACCAGCCCGUGUCUCUCUGGGCAUCACCACGGUUCUGACCAUGUCCACCAUCAUCACUGGUGUCUCAGCCUCUAUGCCGCAGGUGUCUUACGUCAAAGCUGUAGACAUCUACCUGUGGGCAAGCUUCUUGUUUGUCUUCCUGUCUGUCAUCGAGUACGCUGCUGUCAACUAUUUCACGACAGUGGAGGAGAUGAAGAAGCUAAAAAGGGCAAAGAUCCCCAACACCUUCGACGCCACUGAGGCCAUGGCGUUCGAUGGCUGUUUCCACGACAACGACAUCGACAUGACUUCUUUCACGGAGGUUGCCAGCACGCCGAACACAGAGAGGAACAGCCAGUCUCGAAACUCCACCGUCUCCGGACCCGCAGAAGGCACCAGGCUGCGCCGCAAGAACCCUGUGAAGCAACACUUCAGCUUCAUCAUGAGCAACAGCUACAUGAUCGACUCGUACUCCAGAGUCAUCUUCCCCAUGGCUUACCUGCUCUUCAACAUCAUUUACUGGAGUUUGUAUGCGUAGCAGCAGAAUAAACAGUAUUCAUUAUUGGCUAUUUUCACCAUAACAGUGUAACACCAACAAGAACCUGUUCUGCUUUGGGAAAUGAACUCGCCGAUUGGACAUCCGGGGUCUUUAUACUGGAGGAGGGUUCACUUGUAAUUUGGUGAAAAUCAGAGACAAUUGAAUGGUUUUUAUUUUUGCAGAUGUUUGUGUGUUUUUGCCGGUUUUAUAAGAGAAAAGCUUUUAUUCUAUAACAUAUUGUAGUUGCUGA